UAGGGGACGAAGCGACGCCCAUGAAAAUAACAUCCCAUAAUCUGACAGAUUCUGUACGAUUCUACCCCGAAAGCGAAAAAGAUGCCAACCGGAAAGCUUGAAGUUCUUCUUGUUAGCUCAAAGGGUCUCGAGAACACUGAUUUUCUGGUUAACAUGGAUCCAUACGUUACUGUUACUUGCCGGACCCAGGAGCAGAGAAGCAGUGUUGCAUCAGGCCAAGGAUGUGAACCAGAAUGGAAUGAGACCUUUGUUUUCAGUAUUACUGGUGAUGUUUCAGAGAUCAAUUUGAAAAUAAUGGAUAAAGAUGCUGGUUCCAAUGAUGAUUUUGUUGGAGAAGCAACUAUUCCUUUAGAGCCUUUAUUCAUGGAAGGAAGUCUCCCUCCAACUGUGUACAAUGUUGUGAAGGAUCAGGAGUACCGUGGAGAGAUCAAAGUUGGCCUCAGUUUCACUCCUGAGAGAGACGGUGACCGAGAAUUCUAUGCUGAGUGAAUUUGUGGCCCAGGAAGAAUGUGGUGAAUUGUGUUUUGCCGAUAGAAGAGUGUUAUUUUCAAAUAGUGAUAUUGUGUUUUGCCGAUAGAAAUUCCAAAUUUAUAAUUGAUUGUGUUUUGUGAGUUUGUAACCUCGAGAUACUCUUCGAAUUGUUGGUUAAUAAUUGUUUUCUGUAUUUUAUCUUUUCAAAAAUAGUUCUUGCAAUA
This is a messenger RNA of Pistacia vera, 695 nucleotides long. RefSeq names its product elicitor-responsive protein 3-like. The record is from RefSeq and is a predicted model, not a curated record. The transcript is spliced from 5 exons. The coding region runs from base 82 to 489 and encodes 135 amino acids. NCBI's taxonomy places the organism in Eukaryota, Viridiplantae, Streptophyta, Magnoliopsida, Sapindales, Anacardiaceae.